This is a messenger RNA of Zychaea mexicana, 1719 nucleotides long. Its product is annotated as glycoside hydrolase. Bases 1 to 1719 code for a protein of 572 amino acids. The record is from RefSeq and is a predicted model, not a curated record. Gene Ontology annotation, cellular component: endoplasmic reticulum; membrane. Gene Ontology annotation, biological process: endoplasmic reticulum mannose trimming; carbohydrate metabolic process; mannose trimming involved in glycoprotein ERAD pathway. The transcript is spliced from 8 exons. Gene Ontology annotation, molecular function: calcium ion binding; mannosyl-oligosaccharide 1,2-alpha-mannosidase activity. Lineage: Eukaryota; Fungi; Mucoromycota; Mucoromycetes; Mucorales; Lichtheimiaceae.
AUGGAUAAAAUAUUAUACCAAACAGACAAAGCAGCCAACAUCGGUAAUGAUUUCUUAUCAUCGUUUUUCGUUGUUCAGUUGAAUCCAAUAUUAUGCAACGGUCGCGGCAGUGAUAAAUUCAACCCAACCAACAUCAAUAUCAACGAUAUACUAGGCGAUUAUUCGUUAACCGUGGUCGAUACGCUAGAUACCCUUGCGAUCAUGGGAGAGCAAGAGUUAUUCGAGGAUGCUGUCAACAGAGUGUUACGAGACGUCUCAUUCAAUCAGGACAACAAAGUCCAAGUUUUUGAGUCCAAUAUUCGUGGAUUGGCUCAAGACUUGGCGGACCGUUUGAUACCCGCUUUUCAGUAUUCAAAAACUGGGUUACCCUAUCCAAGAGUCAAUCUCCGUCAUGGUGUGCCACGAACGGAAACAGUUGAAACCUGUACUGCAGGAGCGGGUAGUCUGGUAUUAGAAUUUGGUGUGUUGAGCAGGUUGACAAACAACACCUAUUACGAGGAUGUGGCCAAACGUGCAUUAAACGCCUUGUGGAACCGUCGAUCCGAUAUCGACUUACUUGGCAAUGUCAUCAACAUCCAGACCGGUCAAUGGAUUCAUACUGCGUCCUCUACAGGUGCAGGCAUCGAUUCCUAUUUUGAAUACUUGUUAAAAGCCUACAUCUUAUUUGGCGAACCCGAAUACCUGGACAUGUUUGACGACGCGUACAAGGCCAUUAUGCAACACGUGCGGGAUCCAUCCGGCUACUUGUAUCGGAACGUCCACAUGAGUUCAGGUGCCUUGAUGGCUACAUGGAUCGACAGUCUAAGUUCUUUUUGGCCAGGCGUCCAAGUGCUUUACGGUGAUUUAGAUUCGGCCAUCAAGGGCCAUCUUGUGUUUUACAAUAUUUGGCGUCGAUACCAUGGAUUACCGGAACGAUUCGAUUACUAUCGCAAAACAGUCGAUAUUGGUUUUUAUCCCCUCCGGCCAGAGUUUAUUGAGUCUACGUAUUAUUUAUAUCGCGCGACCCGCGACCCGUUUUAUCUGCAUGUGGGUGAAAUGGUUCUGGAGGAUUUGAAUAAUCGGACUCGGUUGCCUUGUGGGUUUGCGACGAUUGGAGAUGUUCGCACGGGCCGGUUGGAGGAUCGAAUGGAGAGUUUCAUGUUAAGUGAAACGCUUAAAUAUCUCUAUCUCCUUUUUGACACUGAUAAUGCAUUCAACAAACUAGACUCAAACUUUGUUUUUACUACUGAGGGACAUUUCUUGCCGCUGGCUGGCCAUCUCUUGAAGAAAAACGCCCCAUCAUCAUCAUCACCAUCCACAACAGCCACCUGUCUUCCAUACAAUAUCGUCACCACUGCUACUACAAGCCAUCCUACUCCACACCACCUAGACUUAUCGUCGAUCCCUUAUCGUCCCGAAACCGAUUUUGCAGCAGCUAUUGUGGGCUAUAACAACAAUAACAACGAGGAAGGAGGAGGAGGAAGAAGAGCAUCUGAUCUGUUAUUACAUCCACAGGGUCACUGCGUUUCGCCCCAUACGGUGGCACAACAACAAUCUUUUGAAUUGUCAUUCGGUACGGACGCACGGACCACCACGGCCAACCAAAAGUUUCAUCGCCAAUCGCCUAAAUUUGUCGACCUCGUAGGUGGAUUCCUUGCUAAAUCACUCUCUGGAUUAAAAUUGGAAAUCACAAAACGACCACAACGGACAGGUGGAGGAUUCCAAGUCACUCGAGGUUAG